Messenger RNA from Dipodomys spectabilis (banner-tailed kangaroo rat), 2001 nucleotides. It is a transcript of the gene Gnal, whose product is annotated as G protein subunit alpha L. Gene Ontology annotation, biological process: adenylate cyclase-modulating G protein-coupled receptor signaling pathway. The record is from RefSeq and is a predicted model, not a curated record. NCBI's taxonomy places the organism in Eukaryota, Metazoa, Chordata, Mammalia, Rodentia, Heteromyidae. The transcript has 12 exons. The coding region runs from base 1 to 1341 and encodes 446 amino acids. Gene Ontology annotation, cellular component: heterotrimeric G-protein complex. Gene Ontology annotation, molecular function: GTPase activity; G protein-coupled receptor binding; GTP binding.
AUGGGGCUGUGCUACAGUCUGCGGCCGCUGCUCUUUGGGGGUCCCGGGGACGCCCCCUGCGUGACCUCGGAGUCGCCCGGGGAGGACGUACAGCUGGAUGCGAGUCCGGCCCCGGCCCUGGCCCCCGCGGCCGGGGACGAAGCGGCGGGGACGCUGCUGUCCUGGGGCGGCGGCCGGAGCGUGGUGCGCGCGCGACCCGGAGCGGCCCGGCGGCCGGAGCAGCUGCGCGCCGAGGAGCGCGAGGCGGCCCGGGAGGCGCGGAGAGUGAGCCGGGGCAUCGACCGCAUGCUGCGCCAGCACCAGCGCGACCUGCAGCGGACACACCGGCUGCUGCUGCUGGGGGCUGGCGAGUCUGGCAAAAGCACCAUCGUCAAACAAAUGAGGAUCCUGCAUGUCAACGGAUUCAACCCCGAGGAGAAGAAACAGAAAAUUCUGGACAUCAGGAAAAAUGUCAAAGAUGCUAUUGUGACAAUUGUCUCAGCGAUGAGUACUAUCAUACCUCCAGUCCCACUGGCCAACCCUGAAAACCAAUUUCGAUCAGAUUAUAUCAAGAGCAUAGCCCCAAUCACUGACUUUGAAUAUUCUCAGGAAUUCUUCGAUCACGUGAAGAAGCUCUGGGAUGACGAGGGGGUGAAGGCAUGCUUUGAGAGAUCCAAUGAAUACCAGCUGAUCGACUGUGCACAAUACUUCCUGGAGAGAAUCGACAGUGUCAGCCUGGUGGAUUACACACCCACAGACCAGGACCUCCUUAGAUGCAGAGUGCUGACAUCAGGAAUUUUUGAGACACGAUUCCAGGUGGAUAAAGUGAACUUCCACAUGUUCGAUGUUGGUGGCCAGAGGGAUGAGAGAAGAAAGUGGAUUCAGUGCUUCAAUGAUGUCACCGCGAUCAUUUAUGUGGCCGCCUGCAGUAGCUACAACAUGGUUAUCCGGGAAGACAACAACACCAACAGACUGAGAGAAUCGCUGGACCUUUUUGAAAGCAUCUGGAACAACAGGUGGUUACGGACCAUAUCUAUCAUCUUGUUCUUGAACAAACAGGAUAUGCUGGCAGAAAAAGUCUUGGCAGGGAAGUCAAAAAUUGAAGACUAUUUCCCGGAGUAUGCAAAUUACACUGUUCCUGAAGAUGCCACACCGGAUGCAGGUGAAGACCCCAAAGUUACAAGAGCUAAGUUCUUCAUCCGAGAUCUGUUCUUGAGAAUCAGCACGGCCACUGGCGAUGGCAAACACUACUGCUACCCACACUUCACCUGUGCUGUGGACACGGAGAACAUCCGUAGGGUGUUCAACGACUGUCGUGACAUCAUCCAGCGGAUGCACCUCAAACAGUAUGAACUCCUGUGAGGACCACCACCAUCCUCGCCACCUGCCUCCCCCGCACCUUGUGACCACUCUAUAAGGCGGAAGCUUUCCUCUGGACUUGUAUCUGUCAGCCCCAAGCCAUGGUAGGACGUAGCGUGUGUCUAGUGUCUUGUCCUGGGUAUACCACGUGUGACCACCAAGCCUCUGGCUACCUCUGUUCCCCCCAGGUUUGGUUCUGUAGCUUUUGUUUUCAUGGAACACAAAAUCUCCCCAUUCCAACCAACCCUCAUUUUGGGGUAACACUGCAGUGAGUCUCUCUGGGUGGAGAUCCUUUUUAUUCUUUGAUUGAUUGGUUGGUUCAUCCAGGAGAACUUGAUUUUUUUUUCAGGUUACCAAACUUGAUUGUGGAAUAUUUAGUGCCAUGAGGUGCUGUUUUUUGUUGUUGUUUUUUUCCCCUUUACAAAGCUGCAGGCAGACAGGUGGCUAUCCUUGUUAUCUGCACUAGCCCAAGGCUUAGAGUAGAUCCCAGGCCAGCAAGAGAAAUGCUUCUGCAGCCACAUUUACAGUCGCUGAAAGCUGCAGGCAAUUUAAUAGAGCACUUCUUUUAUUCUUUUACACUUAAGAGGAAAACCUACCCCAUUCACUACUGCAAAAUGCGUCCAGUCUAAAAACAAUCCAAUAGCUGGUGACUCAUGCCUAUAA